Messenger RNA from Saccostrea echinata, 927 nucleotides. RefSeq lists its product as uncharacterized. NCBI's taxonomy places the organism in Eukaryota, Metazoa, Mollusca, Bivalvia, Ostreida, Ostreidae. Bases 1 to 927 code for a protein of 308 amino acids. Gene Ontology annotation, molecular function: zinc ion binding. The record is from RefSeq and is a predicted model, not a curated record. The transcript is spliced from 2 exons.
AUGUCGGACUGGGUAGCUCAGUCGGUAGAGCACCUGGCUAGUGAUACAGGGGUCCCGGUUUCCAUUCCUGGUCCAGACGUCAUAGAUAGGUAUAGGCAACAUUCAACAAAUAUGACAGCCAGUAAACCAAAAUAUCCACUGGGCUCUCCUCAAGAGCAUAUUGAAAUGUGUAAUAUCCACAAUUUACCUAUUGAUGUUAUAUGUGAGGAAUGUGAUGAAUUCAUUUGUAAUAAGUGUGCCAAGACAAAUCAUAGAGAUCAUAACUGGAACACUCUACCCACGGCAGCCACCCAAAGAAGGAGAGGUCUACUUAAAUUUCUGAAGAAGAUUAAGGAAGAAGAAUUGCCAGGUAUUGAUGAGAAGCUAGAGAAUUUGUCAAAAAAGAUCAAAGCAAAUGAAGAAGUGUGUGACUCUGAGAUUAAAAAGCUUCAGAAGCAUUAUAAUGAGAUAAUGGCCAGGAUAACAAAUAUCAAGGAACGUAAGGAACAACAAUUUAGAAACAAUUUGAAGAAAUACAUUGAAAAGUUGGAUGUUGCAAAAUCUGAGUUAAACAAAACGAAGAAAGAAAUUGCACAAAUAGUUAAGUUCAUGGAGGAAAACAACAGUACCAUGUCAGAUUACGGCUUCAUUGACAACUACAGAGAACUGACACAACUGUUGUCUGGCCUGGAUGUUGAUAUGAAGAAUAGUACACCAUCAGUGAGAUACAGUAAAGGAGAAGUCAGUGAUGUGGUACUGGAGAACUUAAUUGGAAAGUAUUGUGAUUUAGAUGAUAUCAGUUUGACUGAAACAAGCUCAUUUAAAUAUGGAGAGGAAGGAGUAACUUUGUUGAGGGCAUUGUGUGAAGAUCAAUGUAACAUAAAACAAUCAGAGUCAGAUUACAUUGAACAAGUAAACAAAAAAGGGGAGAAAAAAACCCAGAUAUAA